This is a messenger RNA of Lotus japonicus, 1914 nucleotides long. RefSeq names its product hexokinase-1-like. Gene Ontology annotation, biological process: glucose 6-phosphate metabolic process; glycolytic process; intracellular glucose homeostasis. Gene Ontology annotation, cellular component: cytosol; mitochondrion. Gene Ontology annotation, molecular function: glucokinase activity; D-glucose binding; ATP binding. The transcript has 9 exons. The record is from RefSeq and is a predicted model, not a curated record. Lineage: Eukaryota; Viridiplantae; Streptophyta; Magnoliopsida; Fabales; Fabaceae. Bases 181 to 1677 code for a protein of 498 amino acids.
GCUUAGCUAUCUCUCUCCUACCUCCUAACAACAGCACUGUCAUUUUCUCAUUACCAUGCACAUGUCCAACAAGAUUCUUUCACUUUCCAGUCAAAUUUCGGCCUAACCCAAUCCUUCCUGGCUUUUCUUUAUUGCAACUUUCUGUGAUUGGAAUUCAGAUUGGGAGGAUUUCAGUCACUCAUGGGGAAGGUGGCGGUCGGAGCUGCGGUUGUAUGCGCCGCCGCCGUCUGUGCCGCGGCGGCGCUGGUGCUACGCCACCGCAUGAUAAGUUCCAGGAAGUGGGCCCGUGCCGUGGCUAUACUGAAGGAGUUUGAGGAGAACUGUGGGACCCCAAUUUCGAAGCUGAGACAGGUGGGUGAUGCCAUGGAUAUUGAGAUGCAUGCGGGUCUUGCAUCUGAAGGUGGAAGCAAUCUCAGUAUGUUGAUAAGCUAUGUCGAUAAUCUCCCAACUGGGGAUGAGGAAGGACUCUAUUAUGCACUGGAUCUUGGUGGCACAAACUUCCGUGUCAUUCGUGUACAUCUAGGUGGGAAAGAGAAAGGUGUUAUUGGCCAAGAGUCUGACGAAGUUUCAAUUCCUCCUCAUUUGAUGACCGGUUCUUCAGAGGGACUAUUUGAUUUUAUAGCAGCAGCUCUUGCAAAGUUUGUUGAUUCAGAACCUGAAGGUUUUCAUCCAGCCCAAGGAAGACAAAGAGAACUGGGUUUUACGUUCUCAUUCCCAGUGAAGCAAACAUCAAUUGCAUCUGGGAAUCUAAUAAGGUGGACUAAGGGUUUCCAUAUUGAAGAUACAGUAGGUGCAGAUGUGGUGGGAGAACUAACCAAGUCCUUGGAAAAAAUUGGUUUGGAUAUGCGGGUUGCUGCUCUAGUUAAUGAUACAAUUGGAACAUUAGCUGGAGGCAGAUUUUACAAUAAAGAUGUCAUUGCUGCUGUGAUUCUUGGUACUGGGACAAAUGCAGCAUACGUAGAACGUGCACAUGCUAUUCCAAAAUGGCAUGGCCCUCUACCAAAAUCAGGAGAUAUGGUUAUAAAUAUGGAGUGGGGUAAUUUCCGAUCCUCAUAUCUUCCUCUAACAGAAUAUGAUCACGCUCUAGAUGUCGAGAGCUUAAACCCUGGAGAGCAGAUUUUCGAAAAAAUUAUUUCUGGCAUGUAUUUAGGAGAAAUUGUAAGGAGAGUUUUAUUGAAGCUGGCUGAAGAAGCUGACUUUUUUGGAGACGCUAUUCCACCCAAGUUGAAAGUUUCUUUCAUACUUAGGACACCUGAUAUGUCUGCCAUGCACCAUGACACCACCCCUGACCUAAAAGUGGUCGGAAACAAAUUGAAGGAUAUAUUGGAGAUCUCUAAUACAUCCCUAAAAAUGAGGAAGAUUGUUGUGGAACUUUGCGACAUCGUAGCUAGCCGCGGGGCUCGCCUUGCUGCUGGUGCUAUUUUGGGAAUCCUUAAGAAACUAGGAAGAGACACAAUUAAGGUUGACGAGAAGCAAAAAUCAGUAAUAGCAUUGGAUGGAGGAUUGUUUGAGCACUACACAAAAUUCAGAACUUGUUUAGAGAGUGCACUAAAGGAGUUGCUAGGAGGUGAGGUAGCUGAGACCAUUGUCAUUGAGCAUGCUAAUGAUGGCUCUGGCAUCGGAGCAGCCCUCUUAGCAGCUUCUCACUCACAGUAUUUGGAAGUGGAGGAGUCGUGAAAAUUAUUGUCAAUGUAAAAAAAAAAAGUGUUCUCACUGCAAAGUUGCAGUACUCAUAUGCUGGUGUCUGAGGCAUUCAUUAUUUUGGUUGCAGGGUUUGCCUCUGCGAAUAAGAGGAGUCCUAGCAACCCUCUUUUUAUUAAUUAUAAAGUUAAAUUGUGAGUCCUUACGUUUUGCGGAAUGUAGUUUGUUUUAAAAUAAAUCAGGACUUGAUUAAUGUAUUUAUGUUUUGUUUUA